AGGGCCGCAGAACUUUCUGAGCGCGGCCCAGCCAGCCGGGGCCUCGGGCCUGAGCCCUCGGAUCGAGAUCACUCCAUCUCACGAACUGAUGCAGGCAGGGGGCCCCCUCCGCGGGAGAGACGCUGGCCUGCUGGGGGAGCAGCUGGCCCUGGCCGGGGCGGCCGCCAGCCCGCGGUUCACGCUGCCCGUGCCCGGCUUCGAGGGCUACCGCGAGCCGCUUUGCUUGAGCCCGGCUAGCAGCGGCUCCUCUGCCAGCUUCGUUUCCGACACCUUCUCCCCCUACACCUCGCCCUGCGUCUCGCCCAAUAACGGCGGGCCCGACGACCUGUGCCCCCAGUUUCAAAACAUCCCUGCUCAUUAUUCCCCCAGAACCUCGCCAAUAAUGUCACCUCGAACCGGCCUCGCUGAGGACAGCUGCCUGGGCCGCCGCUCGCCCGCGCCCCGUCCGGCCUCCCGCUCCUCGUCGCCUGGCGCCAAGCGGAGGCAUUCGUGUGCCGGGGCCGUCGCCCCGCUGCCCGGAGCCUCGCCCCAGCGCUCCCAGCCCUCGCCGCAGCCCCGGGACGACGGCGCCCCGGCCGGCUACCCCGCCGCGGCCGGCUCCGCCGUCCUCAUGGACGCCCUGAACAGCCUCGCCGCCGACUCGCCCUGCGGCAUCCCCCCCAAGAUGUGGAAGACCAGCCCCGAGCCGGCGCCCGUGUCCGCCGCCCCGCCCAAGGCCGGCCUGCCCCGCCACCUGUACCCGGCCGCCGUGGAAUUUCUGGGCCCCUGCGAGCAGGAGGAGAGGAGGAACUCGGCCCCCGAGUCCAUCCUGCUGAUGCCGCCCACGUGGCCCAAGCAGCUGGUGCCCGCCCUUCCCCUCUGCAGUAUUCCAGUGACCGCAUCCCUCCCUCCGCUCGAGUGGCCACUCUCCCACCAGUCGGGGUCCUAUGAGCUGCGGAUUGAGGUGCAGCCCAAGCCACAUCACCGGGCCCACUAUGAGACAGAAGGCAGCCGAGGGGCUGUCAAAGCUCCAACCGGUGGCCACCCUGUCGUUCAGCUCCAUGGCUACAUGGAAAACAAGCCCCUCGGGCUUCAGAUCUUCAUUGGGACAGCCGACGAGCGGAUCCUUAAGCCCCACGCCUUCUACCAGGUGCACCGCAUCACGGGAAAAACCGUCACCACCACCAGCUACGAGAAGAUCGUAGGCAACACCAAAGUCCUGGAGAUCCCUCUGGAGCCAAAGAACAACAUGAGGGCGACCAUUGACUGUGCGGGGAUCCUGAAGUUGAGGAACGCGGACAUCGAGCUGCGGAAAGGCGAGACGGACAUCGGCAGGAAGAACACGCGGGUGCGGCUGGUUUUCCGGGUGCACAUUCCAGAGGCCAGCGGGAGGAUCAUCUCCCUGCAGACUGCAUCCAACCCCAUCGAAUGCUCCCAGCGAUCCGCCCACGAGCUGCCCAUGGUGGAAAGACAGGACAUCGACAGCUGCCUGGUCUACGGGGGCCAGCAGAUGAUCCUCACGGGACAGAACUUCACAGCCGAGUCCAAAGUCGUGUUUACUGAGAAGACCACAGAUGGGCAGCAAAUUUGGGAAAUGGAAGCCACGGUGGAUAAAGACAAGAGCCAGCCUAACAUGCUUUUUGUUGAGAUCCCUGAAUAUCGAAACAAGCACAUCCGUGCAUCAGUGAAGGUCAACUUCUACGUCAUCAAUGGGAAAAGAAAACGGAGUCAACCUCAGCACUUUACUUACCACCCAGUCCCAGCCAUCAAGACGGAGCCCACCGACGAAUACGACCCCACCUUGAUCUGCAGCCCGGCCCACGGGGGCCUGGGGAGCCAGCCUUACUACCCGCAGCACCCGAUGGUGGCUGAGUCCCCCUCCUGCCUCGUGGCCACCAUGGCGCCCUGCCAACAGUUCCGCUCGGGGCUCUCGUCCCCCGACGCCCGCUACCAGCAGCAGAACCCAGCGGCCGUCCUCUACCAGCGGAGCAAGAGCCUGAGCCCCAGCCUGCUGGGCUACCAGCAGCCGGCCCUCAUGGCCGCCCCCCUGUCCCUGGCGGACGCCCACCGCUCCGUGCUGGUGCACGCCGGCUCCCAGGGCCAGAGCUCCAGCCUGCUGCACUCCUCUCCGGCCAACCAGCAGGCCUCGCCGGUGAUCCACUACUCGCCCACCGGCCAGCAGCUGCGCUGCGGCGGCCACCAGGAAUUCCAGCACAUCAUGUACUGCGAGAAUUUCGCGCCCGGCACCGCCAGGCCCGGCCCGCCCCCCGCCAGUCAAGGUCAGAGGCUGAGCCCAGGGUCCUACCCCACGGUCAUUCAGCAGCAGAAUGCCACCAGCCAAAGAGCCGCCAAAAACGGACCCCCGGUCAGUGACCAAAAGGAAGUAUUACCCGCAGGAGUGACAAUUAAGCAGGAGCAGAAUUUGGACCAGACCUACUUGGACGACGGUCACAGAUACACCUCCUGUACCUUUUGAAGGAAAAGGAGUUUUCAAACAGCAACCAAGGGAACGUGACCCAAGAGUCUGGCUUAUGGGCUGAAGAAAAACGGAAGCCGGACCGUCAUCCUUAGGGAUCGCCUGUUCCUGGCCACGGUUGGGCCACAGCGAAAGCCUGAUUUUUGAGUUUUCUCAUUCUGAAGCACAAGUGGCCCCUAACAAGAUGGCCUGUUAAAACUCGGCGUUAAGUUAUGACACGUGUACACGUUAUUUUUUUUCCCUCUGCUUCAAAAAGCUGGCUGGAGGGUGGGGCUCGCUCCAGGCCAGCAGUUCCUCACUCCUGCAGCAGGCGGUCGGACUCGAGCAGGGACCGCAGGCUGCAGUGUGAACACCUCCGCACCCCUGCAACCUAAUGGCUUUCUGCUGCUCUCGCUUGCUUUCUUCCUAACGGCCAGAGUGCUUUUUUUCCCCCGUAAACUAGCGAGGAACAACAAUCUCAGGCAUGUGCAUUGAAUUUUGAGAAGGAAUUGAAGAGGAGCUAAAACCACCAAAAAAAAAAAAAAAAAGUGAAGGUAUUUUGGUUAAAUUGUGAGAAAUGAGGCAAUGAGCAGGCCUAAGCAUUUCUUUUUCUAAGUGGGUUCCCCCGUGAGAAGGGCAGAGUUCCCUCUGGCCUCGACUCCACGUGGGACGCCAUCGCAGGCUGUGGCCCCCAAAGUUCAUUGGUGAUCUUUACCUGAAGCCCUUUCAAGCGUCCCUCGGUCCCCAAGACCUGUCCACAUUAGCCGCCUGCAUCCGCAUCGGAGAGAACCAGCCCACGUGCAGUCCGCAGUUGGACAGAGCUCUGCCCGGACCGCUUGCAUGGUGAUUGGCCCCCAAAUUCUGUCUCCACUGCGCACAUCGAGCCCUCAUGAGUCUGCCUCCUCUGGUGCAGUUUCUGCAAACACAGAAAACUCUGGAGUCCUCCGCAGGGGUGGGUUCUCAUCGCCCAGAUGCGUUCCUGUUUGCAUGUACCGUGGACACCCUGGGACAAGCCAGGGACUCGUUUUCGGCCAUUCGGUUUCUUCCCCCGUAAUCAACAACAGAAUGCAGAGGUCCCGGCGCUCUUCGAAAGGCUCUGCUUCGUGAUUUCUCAGAUCUGCUAGGGAGAAGCGUAGGAAGAGAAUCCUGGCCGUUGAGGUCUCCCUGUGGCAUUUACAAGCCCUGGCUUCCUAGUCAAGGUUAUCCGGAGGUUAAACCUUCCCAACAGCUCUUCCAGGAGCGUGAGGCUUGGUGACUACAGCCUGGUGGGUCUGGUGCUCCAGAGAGUGGACAGAACGCCCAGGGUGUGACCUUUUCAUCGAGGCCUAGCAUUUGUUUUCCCCCUAACAACCCGGGACCUCUCUUCCACCCACCCCAAGCACAAAGUUUAGCAAAAUCCUCUUUAACGCAAAUUGCCACAGAGCUCCUGGGAUGUGAAAUUCUUCCUAAUUCACGAAAAGUUUCCUUACACCAGCAGCUUUACCCAAAGCAGUCUCUCCAGCAACAUUGGACUUCGCUGGGGCAGAGUUAGUGUUUGGUGAGAGAUCUGUUCUCACUUGACCUGGCUAGGAACCAUUUCCCUUUUUUUUUUUUCUUUGCACAUGAGGGAUAUUGGCCUUCCUCAGUUAUCUGAAUGUUUUACCCAAGUGCCUUCCUGCUAUUAUAGCAAAGUCGCUGUGCUUCAUUGUGCCUGGAUGGGGCGAACAAGGGCUAACGCGUUUUCCAUCAAUCUUCUAGGUUAGUGAAAAGGGCCUCCUGCUAGUUCCAACUCUUGCACGAACCUGUGCACGUACGUGUGUGUGUAUAACGCACGCACAAGCUUUUUCUGAGACCACCUAGGCUGGAUAUUAGAGGAAGCCCUUUCAUAAACAACUCUACCAAAUAGCGAAGGAAAGAGAAGCAAAAAGCAUUAGUUUUGAGACAUAAACAGGCGAGAGAAUGUGUAUUAGGAACCGACAGCUAGCGAGAAAGUUUGGUCAGGAACAAAUGCCAGGAGGAGAUUUUGCCAAGAGGAAUUGCUCACAAAAUAUUUUCAGUCUGGGAAGAGGCAAUAGGAUCCUCUACAGAGAAGGAGAAAGUAAGGAUGUCUAAGUGGGAAAGAUGUGUGUGUUGCACGUGUGAGAAGGAUCUCAGGUGGAGGUUUGCACUUGCUACAUCCAAGGUAAUGUAAAUAUGUAGCAUUGCUAACAGGAAUCUACCGUGUUGCUGAAUGUAGUAUAUUUCCCGAGUUUGCAAGUCUUCCUGUAUGUACAAAAAUACUGCUGCCUGAUAAUAUAUAAUAGCAACCCAAAGUAGUAGGUUAUUAAAUUUUAUUUUCUUACCUGUAUUUUUAUGCUUUUUAUCUGUCCCGAAAAUAUCACACACCCCUGUUGGAAUUAGAAAAUAUUUAUAAAUGGUUGAAAUCUCUUGCAAGUGUCUCUUUUUACAUAUGCUGAGGAUUUCCGCCUCCCCCUCCCCACCCCAAGAGAAAGGAUGUAUCCUUGAAAAUUUGUGAAUCGUGCUAGCAAAAACACAAAACAAAAAUACAAAAAAAACCCCCACAACCCCCCCCCCCCAAAAAGCCCCACAGAACUACCCACCUCAGAGUUUAUCAGUCACCUGAGUCUUAGAAGAAAGCAUCUUUGGAGAAAGAAGGGGGAUGGCUUUGUGGAAAAAGGAACCAUCUGUUGCCAGAGACGACACGGACUUCACCUCUGAGCCUGCGUCUGGUCACGGAGGAGAACUGUCUUGUAAAGUGUUUAGAUCCCCCAAAGAAGUGGCCUAGUAGGUGAUCGUGAGUUAAAAACAAAACCGCCUGUGUGGUAACGGGAUUCUGAAAGACUUCGCAAAGUUCACAGAACCCUGGGUGCAGGCUACCGUUUACAGAGCUGACCAAAUCCCGCUAGGUAACCCCUGUACGCAUUAUCCAAAGGACAUGCAGAGUUUUCCAGCAUAGACACACCCUAGAUGAAUCAGGAUGGUUCCUUCGAAAAACUGGAAAGCACUGAUGGGGCCUUUCUCGUUUACAUCCAGUAGCCAAGACGUCGGUCUCAGGAAGUCCGUCUUGGCCAGCGUGGGAGCUGCAACAUUUAGACAGAUUGGAAGCGGAUAUGUUCUGGUUGUUACAACAGACUAAAGGGAGGCUGAAUGUGUUUGUUUUCAUGUCAAAAAACGCUUCCCAAGUGCUUUCUAUUCACAAUUGAAAGACCGUCAGAGGUCCGGCUAACAAUUUUGUUCACGUUUACAGGAGGCAUGGGGGUUGGGACAUUCCUGACAAGGUCCGGCAUCCAUUUUUUUUUUUUUUUUUUUUUUGGAGGGAUGACCCUUUAGCAGGUACCCAACACAUCCUAACCGCCAGUCUUCCAAGCCCAGGGCUUAGGCCUUAAACCUCAUGGAGCCAAACCAGCCAAUGCACGGGUUUUCCUGCAUUCCAGCUAAAUGCUUAAGAAGUGUCACAAAGGAUUGUGAUUGCAAACAUCAGUUUCCCUCCGCUGUCGGGAGUACCUUCAGUUAUAGCCAACGUCACCAUCUUAACUCAGUUUGUUUAAAAAUAAACGUUUCUGUGAUUGGUGAGCUGGAGAUGGUCCCUAAGCGAGCCCCUCUGAAAAGGAGACGGGAUGUUGGGUGUCGGAAAAAACGUUUAACACCCUGCCUUCGUGCAGCUGUCGGCAGCCCAAACACCUGCCCCGUCCCGGGUCGGACGCGUCGGAAGCAAAGGAUACAUUUUCCAUUAGGGCACGGGCUUUCGCCACUGCCCUUGGGACAAGUUUAGACCCUGAGCACCUUGUCAAAGAACCUCCCUUACCCCCAUUGCCUCUACAGCCCUCAGAGGGGAGAAAAUGUUGACCAUGCCGUAAGUAGUUCUCCAACAAACAGAAUUCUCUCCAACAGGGUGGUGCUGGAAGGCUUAGGUUUUAAAAAUCUUGACUGUUAAGGAAGUUUGAAUACAUCACAUUCCUAUGCAAAAUGUUUUUAAUCUCCAGUUUAAUGUAGUUUAUUUUUGCUAUAUGUAAAGUAUUUUUAUACGGCUUAUAUCGUGAUAGUUUAGCAAUAAAACAGCUGAAAGCA
Molecule: messenger RNA, 6481 nt
Organism: Lynx canadensis (Canada lynx)
Lineage: Eukaryota; Metazoa; Chordata; Mammalia; Carnivora; Felidae
Gene: NFATC2
Product: nuclear factor of activated T cells 2
Biological process (GO): calcineurin-NFAT signaling cascade; cytokine production; regulation of transcription by RNA polymerase II
Cellular component (GO): transcription regulator complex
Molecular function (GO): transcription factor binding; RNA polymerase II cis-regulatory region sequence-specific DNA binding; DNA-binding transcription factor activity, RNA polymerase II-specific
Source: RefSeq, a predicted model, not a curated record